Paramecium sonneborni is the source of this 880-nucleotide messenger RNA. The record is from the annotation of a GenBank genome assembly. Lineage: Eukaryota; Ciliophora; Oligohymenophorea; Peniculida; Parameciidae.
AUGACAAUUAAUGCUAAUGGAAUAGUGACCUGUUUGCAAGAUUUUGGAGUUUAUUGCAUCACGUAAUUAUACAUAAAUUAUCCAAAGCUUGUGCAUUUCUGAAGUAAUUGCAUUAGGAGUCUUGGCGGUUGGGAUUUGUUAAUUGAUUAGACGAAAGAAAAAUUUUAAGUAGGCUUAAAAAAGAAAAAAUAUUAUCUACAUUUUAAUUAUCUUGUGUCUAACUUGUAAAAUACUACUUAUAAAUUAGGCAAUAUUAUUUUUAAUAUAGCAUAAAAAACUUUGAUGGUCUUUUACUUUUUUUAGUUAUAUGUGUAUUAUACAUUUUUGAUCUAUAUUGUAUUUUAUUUCGCAAGGAAAACUGUAAAGAUCAAGACUUUCCAGCCUCAAAAAAUGUUAUAAUUGAAAAUCUAUUGCAUUUGCUUAAUUUUUUUGUUUACUCUAUUUUUAUUGUGGAAUUUUUAUGACUACAUAACGAGUAUACACGAUCCUUAUUCACUUUGUCAAAGUAUAUGUAAUCAAAUAAAUUUUGAGAAUAGAUAUUUCAUAUUAUAAGAAUGGUUGGUUUUAUCGUGGAUUUAGUUUUAAUAGCAGUAGCCCAUUCUUUGAACCUAAGUAUUAAAAAGAAUCUAGCAUUAAAAUCAACUAUUUUAAGUCAUUUUGUCAACUUUGAAGAAAAUAUUAGAAAAAUUAAUCAAUAAAGGAUAAACUUCUGGUAUGAUCAUGUGUUAUAAGGAUCCUUGUUUGUGUGACAUUUGUGGGUUAAUUGUUAUAUUUUAUAGAGGAUAUAUAUUUUUUAGCAAAAGGAACUAAUUAAACUUGUACAAUUUAUUUAGAUGUAUCAUAUUUAAACUUUAUUAUUUAGAUUAUUUAAAGUGAAGCA